AUGAAUUGCACUGAAGAUCCAAGUCGUAAUAGCGACGCACAUUUUCGCUCUCCAUUUGCCUUCUGGACAUUAGGUGUUAUCAGCGUUGUAUUAUCAGUACUAGCAGAUGCUGGUAAUUUAAUUAAUUUAUUUGUUCUAACUCGACGUCAUAUGCGAUCAACAAUGACAACACUAUUGGUUACACUCGCAUGGGCCGAUCUCGUACCUCCGACAGUUGUUUCAUUUAACAAUAUAUUAUUCUAUUAUUUUCUACCACGCAUGAAUUAUUCAUCGACAUUUUUAACUACCCAUAUGUUCGCCCGAUCAAUAUUCAAUGCUUUAGCAAACGUAUUUACAACAUUUAGCAACUGGCUCAUUGUAUUAAUCACAACAUUUCGAUUAAUUGUUGUCAAGAAACCAUUAGUGGCAAAACAUUAUUGCAAUCGACGUACUGCUCGUUAUGCAAUAGUAAUCAUUUUAUUCUUGUCAAUACUUGUUAAUUUACCUCUGUUUAUCUAUACAAGUAUUCGAGUUUCUUGCACUCAAAAUGGUUUAAUAAAAUAUUAUAGUCUCGGAACGGCACCAUUGUUGCGAACGAAAUUUUUCUCUCGAUAUUUCUAUCCAACUAUGGUAAUAAUAUCGUUAUUGAUUCCCUGGUUAAUAUGUUUUCUAAUAUGGCUAUUUUUAAUACGUGCAUUACGUUCAGCACAAACUCAGCUAACAAAAAAAAUUGUCAACACAGCGUUUCGUAACGACCGUAAACAAGAUACAUAUUUUCGUAUAACAUUGAUGAUUGUAUGUGUAUUAACUGUUUAUAUGGUAUGUCGUAGUACGCAUCUAUUCGAAGUUAUACAUGUACUGAUAGCACCAUGGUUUAGUCUACAACGGCAACGGUAUUUUAGUAAAAUACGAAUUCAAUUAUUUUGUAUAUCAAAUAUAAUGUUAACUAUAAAUCAUGGUGCAAAUUUUUAUAUUUAUUCAAUUAAUCCGAAAUUUCGUCUAACACUUAAACUAUAUUUAACAUAUUACUUUCGUCGGUGCCGUAUAAAACGUCGGCGUGCAUUCACAUUAGUUCAUUUACGUCGUAAAAAAACGAACGAUAGUCUUGAUGGUUUAAGUGCGCAAAAUGAUUUAAAUCGCUCAAUCAUGUUAACGCCGUCAAAUAAUCAGGAAGGAAUUCAUUUAAAUUCUAACAAUAACAAUGUUAUUCUUAUAAAUGGAGGAGUUUGUAAUCAAAAUUUUACUUCAAAUAGUUUAAGAGCACCACAAAAGUAUUUAAGACAAUUUUUAGAUAUUAAUUCAGCUCAUGAAAACUCAGAAAAAAGUUUCGUGUGGAAAGAAAUCGAACACACAUUAAAACAUUAA
This is a messenger RNA of Rotaria socialis, 1344 nucleotides long. Lineage: Eukaryota; Metazoa; Rotifera; Eurotatoria; Philodinida; Philodinidae. The record is from the annotation of a GenBank genome assembly.